GUCAACCCUUUCAGAGACCGCAUCUGCAGAGUGUUCUCCCACAACGAUGUGUUCUCCUUUGAGGAUGUGCUGGGCAUGGCAUCUGUGUUCAGUGAGCAGGCCUGCCCCAGCCUGAAGAUCGAGUAUGCCUUUCGCAUCUACGAUUUUAAUGAGAACGGUUUCAUCGAUGAGGAGGACCUGCAGAGGAUCGUCCUACGACUGCUGAACAGUGACAUCUCUGAGGACCUGCUGAUGGACCUCACGAGCCACGUCCUGAGUGAGUCAGAUCUGGACAAUGACAACAUGCUGUCCUUCUCGGAGUUUGAACACGCGAUGGCCAAGUCUCCAGAUUUUGUGAACUCCUUUCGGAUUCACUUCUGGGGAUGCUGAUGCAGCCACAAACACCUGACCAGGCAGCCUCGAAGGAGAGCACUGGAACCCAACUCCCUCCAGGCACUGGGGGAUCUGAUUUGAAGGGUGACUUUGUCCCUGUCCCUCCAUCACCUCUAGAAUAUUGUUUAUUACAUAAAGCAAAAA
Galeopterus variegatus (Sunda flying lemur) is the source of this 516-nucleotide messenger RNA. It is a transcript of the gene CIB4, whose product is annotated as calcium and integrin binding family member 4. The record is from RefSeq and is a predicted model, not a curated record. Gene Ontology annotation, molecular function: calcium ion binding. The transcript is spliced from 4 exons. The annotation marks the transcript as partial. NCBI's taxonomy places the organism in Eukaryota, Metazoa, Chordata, Mammalia, Dermoptera, Cynocephalidae.